AUGGCCCUAUAUCAUGAUGGGUUGCCGGAUAUGACGUUCUGCUGUCCUGUCCGUGCUCUAUCUCGCGAAGGCGUCCUGCUAAUUCUUGAAACAGUUCUUGGCCUAGACACUACCGAAUCUGCGCGCAGACUAGUGCGCUUGCUGCUUGCAGAUCCCUUGGGAGAUCGCGAAGAGUGGGAGGAGGUCCUCGAAGACUACAGGUCUGAUUCUACCGAAGGGCUUUUGAUUCGUUACGGUGAAGUUUCUGAGUUCGUGUCUAAUGAUCUCCUUCCUACGAUAACCGUGCGAUCUCCAAUCUUGAAAAACGCCAACCUGGAAAUCCUGGUCAGCUCGCUUGGGUCUAGCACAGAUUCUACGGGUGCUACAUUCUCUGCCGACACAUUCCUCGUUCCUACAGUCACAAUCCCAACAUCACAUACGGGCCAACAUAAUUUCGUCCGAUACCCGGUGCACCGCAGUAUCGUAUGUGGCAGUGGGGUCGAUGGGCUCUUGGCCUUUAGCACUCUACUGGCUCGAUCUGACCUAAAGAAUGAGAUCGAUUCAGUACGAGGCGCUAUUGAGCUUUCUGUCUCAGACAAGCGCAGUAGUGACCGACUCUCGUUUGUUGACGUCGAGCGUGCCAGCACAGCUUUAGACAAGAUUCGCCAAUCUGUCCAAAAUGCCACCGAAUAUGAACGCGGCUGGAGCGGCAGCGGAGUGCAACCUUUAAUUGAUUGGUUUGCCUCAAUGGCGUACACAGACUCCCAAGAGGGCCUUAACCCUGCCCUAGUUCCCCUGAUCGAGUCUUUGCUCGAUUCCGCCGACGAAGGUAUCGCCGCCCGGAACUCACAUGCUCUCCAAGCCCAAGAGGCCGGUCUCGUCCCGGCCCUCGUCCGCUCUAAACUCGAUGAAGGAGUUGCGACCUGGGCCGAAAGAGCACACUCGGAACUCCGCAGCGCCCUUGAGGAAGGGUUUGCGAGUCCCCGGUGGCGAGGGCUGGCUUGGUGGAAGCUCUUCUGGCGUGUCGACGAUGUGAGCAUGAUCACGUCCGAGAUCCUGGAGAAGCGCUUCCUCCAGCGCGCAGAGCGGGAAACCAUAUGGUCAUCAGGCCAAUACCAGCAGGCAGGCCUGCUGGAGGAGCCUAGUGGUUCCGCUGAAUCAACAUCAGACUCAAAGAAACAACCUACCCCACCACCCUGGCCUACCCAAAUCCCUGAUACGAGGACCAAACUACUCCGCACCACCAUCCCUUCUCUCCAAGCCCUCGCUCAGAGCCUGGUGCUCUUCAGCGUCUCCACUACUACCUUGACAUCUGCCCUGUCCGCUCUCACCUACUUCUCUGUCCCAUCCGCCUCUGUGUACGAGUCCGGCACCCUCGUUGCAGUCGGCUUGAUAUACUCGCUCCGCCGUCAGCAGAAGCGGUGGGAUGCAGCUCGCGGCUUCUGGGAAGAAGAGGUACUUGACGAAGGCCGGAAUGCCCUGCGCGAAACCGAGGAGCUAAUGCGGAAAAUCGUCCGCGAGGGUGGCAAGAUCGCCGAGGAUCUGACCGACUACCAAUCCCAGGAAGCGGUUGACCGUGCCCGGAAGGCGCUAGCACGGGUCAUGGCUUGA
This is a messenger RNA of Penicillium chermesinum, 1590 nucleotides long. RefSeq lists its product as uncharacterized. The transcript is spliced from 2 exons. Bases 1 to 1590 code for a protein of 529 amino acids. The record is from RefSeq and is a predicted model, not a curated record. Lineage: Eukaryota; Fungi; Ascomycota; Eurotiomycetes; Eurotiales; Aspergillaceae.